Molecule: messenger RNA, 1377 nt
Organism: Trypanosoma theileri
Lineage: Eukaryota; Euglenozoa; Kinetoplastea; Trypanosomatida; Trypanosomatidae
Exons: 1
Coding region: 1-1377 (458 amino acids)
Source: RefSeq, a predicted model, not a curated record
AUGAUUGCACAUGAUAAAAUUCCGCGUGUGUCUCCGCCCCCUGCUGUUCGAGUGCCUACGCUGGAGCCAUCCACACCCUCCUUUAUCACUACCGGCAUGCUGCGAAGUAAUCUACAUGAGAAACAGAUACAUGUUUCCACACUAAGCGAUCACUAUAAACCGUUACAAGUGAAUUCUGCACGGCGUCCAAGUUUUCACAGAGAUCCAUUUGAAAAAACAGAUGCCACCAUCAUAGAUAGUGUUCACAUUGAACAAGUUAUGGAUGAUAUCGCUGACUCGCAUACAGUUCCUCAUACUACUACUUCCACUGCACCAUUUUCUAUUCUUCCUACAACUUCUCCCACGGCAACUGUUACUGUGGAAGAUUUCACUCAGACUUCAUCACUUUACCAACCCAUGACAACAUUCUCACAUAAAAAAACAUCCGAUUCACAAACACAAUGGAGUCCCUCUACAACCUCAAAAACUCCUGUGGUUCGUCCAGCAUUAUCAUCUACAGCAAGAUCUCGUCGUGAUGUCACACCAACACGUCCUGCGUGGAAUCAAAACUGUCCCACUCCCCGUGCGAAGCCCACUGUGAGCACACCGCAGACAGAGCCACGUCGUUUAACUCGCGAGAAAAGUGUGGAGGCUCGCAGCCGUCCAUGGCGUGAGAGUGUGGUGCGAACAAACAGUACAAGAAGUAAACUGAACACGGAGAUUGGGAGUAAGAUUAACAGUACCACAUCCAUGUCUAUUCCUCAACCAUCCAGAGUGGAUCCAACUUCAGCCAGAAAAACAUCUCCUGUGGGAGUGACAACUUCAAUCAGGAAUAAUAUGGCUCGCACAACAAAAGAUUCAGCUACACAGAAAGAUAAAAUUACGCUUCAAGCACGAUUAGAUUUUCUUGAAAAAUCACUUCAGGAUGCUCAAGAACGAGCUAUACGAGCAGAAGCACGAUGUGAAGAACUGGAUAUCUCACUUCAAACUCUCAUGCAACAACAUCGUGAUUCCACAUCAAGAUUAGAAGAGCGUAAUGUGCAACUCCAUGCUCAGGUUCAGUAUAUGAUGCAGUGGAUGCAAGACAUGGAUGCAAAAAGAGUCACUCGAAAUACCGUUUCUACGAAUCUUCUGGAAAAAGAGGAAAAAUAUAAUGAUAAUGAUAAUGAAAAAGGAGAAGACGAAGAUGAUGAUGAUGAGGAAGAAAAAAAUCAGAUUUUAACUACCCCAGAAGUAUUGCGUACUCUUUCUACUAGUGACGAUUUGAUUCACUCCUCUUCACGCAUGUUUAUGCGUCUGAACUCUGAGGGUGUAGAAAGACGUGAGAUGCCUGUAAGGAGCACAGCAGUGCGUGUUCCUCCCAGUCCCCCCAUGAUGCUUCAGCUUCAACGACAAUAA